Molecule: messenger RNA, 1466 nt
Organism: Mercenaria mercenaria
Lineage: Eukaryota; Metazoa; Mollusca; Bivalvia; Venerida; Veneridae
Exons: 2
Coding region: 184-1404 (406 amino acids)
Source: RefSeq, a predicted model, not a curated record
UGGAGUUGUGACGUCAGAAAAUUUAGCGUUAAACAGCGUCGCGUCACGUCACAACGUCACGACCUUGGUAACGACGUAACAUACCAAGCAGCUUUUUACCAUACAAGUUUUACUCAAGAAACAAAAUUGUCUAAAUCACCAAAGAAGCUCAGAUUUCCACAUUCGGUGUGGGUUCGGAAACCCAUGUUCACCGCAGGGAACAAUGUUUGGUUCCCGCACAGGGGUUGCAAGAAUCUUGUUUUGCCGUAUAAUAUAUACGCUGACAGUAUCAAAUCAGACAGUAAAUCAUUUAAUCCAGCACUGGCUGAAACUAAUACAAGCGUUGGUGCUCAAGGACUGGACACAGCAUUGAUUGAAACUGGUACAAGCGUUGAUGCUCUGCAAGUAGAUACAUCGUGGAGUGAAACUGGUACAAGCGUUGAUGCUCCACGAGAGAAUACAACGCUGUCUGAAACUGGUACAAGCGUCGAUACGCCACAAGAUACAGCAUUGACUGAAACUGGCACACGCGUUGGUGCCCCACAAGUAGAUACAGCACUGUUUGAAAAUGGUACAACCGUGGAUGCUCAUCCAGUGGGCACAGCACUAAUAGAGACUGAAACAAGCGUUGAUGCUCCGGAAGAGGAUUCAGCACUGACUGAAACUGGUACAAGCGUUGAUGCUAUACGAGUGUAUAAAGUGGCUAAUCUGACAAAUAACAAUGUAGACGCACUCCUGAAAGAAGAAGUCAAUAAUAAAGAAAUACUCAGUGGUAUUACUUCUCCGUCAAACAUCAGUGUAGGUGCACUUACUUGUGUAAAAGCCAAUGAUAAAGAAAUGCUCCAUGACAUUGCUAAUCUGGAAAGUAACGAUGCAGACACACUCACUGACGAAGAAGCCAGUGGUCAAGCAAUGCUCAGUGACAUUGCUGAUUUAUCAAAUAACGAUGCAGACACUCUCACUGACGGAGAAGCCCGUUGUGAAGAAACGCAGAAUGACGGACCUAGUAAUGAUUCUUCCGAAGAGACAGCACAUAUAUAUAUCAACGUGUCUAGUAGCUUCACAUAUUUGGCUUUUUGGAAUCGGAACAACUGCAAUUCUGUAAAUACCAGUGAUACACGUCAUCUCUUGGGCAACAUGGCUGAAUCGUACAUGACAGGAAUUCCAGAAAUCCAAAGAAGGUUUAAAUCAGUCAGGUACUUUCCAGUCACACACAUGGAAUACUUGUUCUAUGAAAAUCCUGGCGAGUAUAAUUUUGUCCGAGACACUCGCGGUUAUGCUCAUAUAAGGAAGAAAUCUUUCUGGAAUCCGGAAUGGUGGUGCAAACUUGUAUGCUGGUCAUGUAGAAUAUGUGCUUUGGGAAUACUGGUAAUUUUUGGAUAUUGUUUGAACGAAAAAUACAAGGACAUGUGCUUAUACUGGUGACGUCAUUUUGAUACAUACACAAUUCAUUUUCAAAGUAUUAAAUGAAUUUCUUUUUCUUUUCA